Messenger RNA from Grosmannia clavigera kw1407, 1548 nucleotides. RefSeq names its product serine-type peptidase. NCBI's taxonomy places the organism in Eukaryota, Fungi, Ascomycota, Sordariomycetes, Ophiostomatales, Ophiostomataceae. The record is from RefSeq and is a predicted model, not a curated record. The coding region runs from base 1 to 1548 and encodes 515 amino acids. Gene Ontology annotation, molecular function: serine-type exopeptidase activity; dipeptidyl-peptidase activity. The transcript is spliced from 2 exons. Gene Ontology annotation, biological process: proteolysis.
AUGAAGGCAGCUUCGUUCUGGAUGUCCGUUCUUGCCGGUGCCGCAAGCCUGGUGUCGGUGCUGGGCAAAGAUGUGCAGACGCAAGCAGAAAAGAUAUUCCGGAAGCUCCCCGGUAUUCCAGCGAAGGAGGCGGAAACGGCGGACGGUCAAAUCGAGGGCACGUUCCAACAACUGCUGGACCACAGCGACGCCAGCAAGGGCACUUUCACACAGCGGUUUUGGCUUGACACGCACUUCUGGGACGGCCCAGGCUCGCCCGUGUUUUUGUUCAUGGCAGGGGAAGAAGAUGCGUCUGGGUAUCUGGGCUACCUGCGAGAAGGCAUCCCGGGUCUCUAUGCGGAGAACUUUGGCGGCUUGGUGGUCGUGAUUGAGCACCGCUAUUUUGGCAAGUCACAGCCGUUCGACACCCUGACGGCCGAGACGCUGCGGUUCCUCGACCUGCCCAACAGCAUGAAGGACAUGACGUACUUUGCUCAGAACGUGGACAUCGAGGUGGCCAACGGUACGGUUCUCGACAAGCCUUCGGAGGCGCCCUGGGUGCUGAUCGGCGGCUCGUACUCGGGCGCCCUGGCGGCGUGGAUCCAGCAGAAGGAGCCGGGUGUGUUCUUUGCCUAUCAUGCCAGCUCGGCCGUGGUCGAAACGAUCUCGGACUUCUCCUCGUACUUCAAGCCGAUUGAGGAGGGGCUGCCGCGCAACUGCAGUGCCGACGUGCGAGCUGUGGUGCAGUACAUUGACAAUACGCUGACAGAUGGUGACUCAAUCGCGGUCGAGGACCUGAAGGCGAUGUUCGGGCUAGAUUUCCUCGAGGCGGACGAUUUUGCCUAUUGGGUGUCGCAGCCGAUUCAAUCCUGGCAGGACAACGAGACGGCCGUGUUUGCGUUCUGCGAUCUGCUGGAGGCCACCGAAAACACGGGUCUGGAUGAAUCGGUCGACGGCCUUGGCCUAGAUGUUGUCUUGCCGUUGUAUGCCGAUUACAUCAACGGGACGUACGGCCUGUACUGCCGGGCCGACAACUAUACCAUCUGCGAUUCGCACAACCCGUCUACCGAUGCCUCGUACAACGAUCCGACCGACUUCGGCUCGGACCGUCCAUGGGAGUGGAUGCUGUGCCACAAUCCCUUUGGCUGGUGGCAGGUCGGCCCCAAUGUCACCGACGGCACCAACAUUGUGUCACAGUACAUCACCGUCGACUGGUACACGCGUCGGUGCGCGCUGUACUUUCCCGAGACCAAUGGCUACCGCUCCGGCGCCGAGGACGGCUGGACGCCCGAGCACCUCGACUUGUACACGGGCGGCUGGGAUGCCCCCUUUGAGCGCGUCGUCUUUGUCAAUGGCGAAGUCGACCCGUGGCGCGAUGUCACCGUCUCGUCCGACUAUCGGGAUGGUGGCCGUCGGCCAAGCACCGAUGACAUGCCCGUCUUCGUCGUGCCCGGCGGAAAUCACUGCCCCGAGAUGCUGCUGGAAGAGUUCGAUGGAUUGCCGGAUCUAUACGACAAUCUUGUGGCUAUCAUGGCCACCUGGCUUGGCGACUGGGAGGCUCCCUCUUAG